GAGCUCAAAAGUUUGAUGGAUGAACAGGCUAAGAGGCAAAUUGGAAUCACCAUUACCUUUGGCAAGCAAACCAAAACAAUGGAUUCCAACACCGCCUCUUCUCUGCUCGUCGUGGCUCUCCUCUGCAUCUUAUCGUCGUCCUCCACCGCCUUCAACAUCACCCGCAUUCUUGCCAACUAUCCUGACUUCUCCACCUUCAACAACCUCCUCACUCAAACUGGCCUCGCCCAACAAAUCAACACCCGCCAGACCAUCACCGUUCUGGCCGUCAGUAACAGUGGCAUGGGCGCUGUCUCCGGAAAACCUAUUGAUGUAGUGAAGAGGAUCUUGGGCGCCCACGUGAUUCUUGAUUAUUAUGAUCAGCCAAAGCUUCAAAAGAUUCAAAAAAAGAGCAGCAUUCUUACAACUCUUUACCAAACUACUGGUAUGGCAGACACUCAACAGGGUUUCUUGAAUGUUACCAAGACUCCAAACGGAAUCAUUUUUGGGUCUGCCGUGAAGGGUUCUCAGGUCACUGCUUCUCUUGAAGGAUCAGUGGCUGCACAGCCUUACAACAUUUCUGUGCUUCAAGUCAGCAGUAUCAUUGAGGCUCCUGGAAUUGAGAACAUGGCUCCUCCACCACCUCCUGCUCCCAAGAAAGCACCUGCUCCUGCUCCCACGAAAUCUGCUAAGACUCCUGCACCCGUCGCUGAGGAACCAACCGCUGAUGAUUCACCCACCGAGGCACCUACUCCUGCGGCAGAUGCACCUGAUGCUGAUGCACCCGGAAGCUCUCCACCAGAGCCUAACACACCACCUGCUGAUGAUUCCCCUGCUGCAGCACCUGCUGCUUCUUCAGCUCUGCACAAUGUUGUAAGCAGUGGUGUCGCUCUUGCCAUGGGGUUGGCGGCUUGCAUGAUUGUCUUCUAAGAGUUUGAGGAAAAACUUAAAAACACAAGAAAAAAGAAAAAAAUGGAAAAAGAGUGAUGCUAAAUCCCUUUCCAUUUAUAAUCACCCCUUUUCUGUUUCAAGUAUAUGUAUUAUCCAUCCUGUAAUUCUUUUGUUCAUAAUUGGGGCAUUCUUUGUUUUGUCGGAUUUCGAAGAAAUGACAAAUCUAGGGAUUCAAACUUGUCAA
Molecule: messenger RNA, 1114 nt
Organism: Mercurialis annua (annual mercury)
Lineage: Eukaryota; Viridiplantae; Streptophyta; Magnoliopsida; Malpighiales; Euphorbiaceae
Product: fasciclin-like arabinogalactan protein 3
Exons: 1
Coding region: 16-909 (297 amino acids)
Cellular component (GO): plasma membrane
Source: RefSeq, a predicted model, not a curated record